Molecule: messenger RNA, 3420 nt
Organism: Saccharomycopsis crataegensis
Lineage: Eukaryota; Fungi; Ascomycota; Saccharomycetes; Ascoideales; Saccharomycopsidaceae
Product: FG-nucleoporin
Exons: 1
Coding region: 1-3420 (1139 amino acids)
Biological process (GO): protein import into nucleus; RNA export from nucleus; telomere tethering at nuclear periphery
Cellular component (GO): nuclear pore cytoplasmic filaments; nuclear pore
Molecular function (GO): structural constituent of nuclear pore; RNA binding
Source: RefSeq, a predicted model, not a curated record
AUGUCUUGCCUUGUACUUAGGAAAUUGGUACAAAGAGAACCAAUCAGUGAUAUUGUUAUCAGUAAAGGCAAUUGGCCAGAAACUUCCUUAAAAAUGUUUGGGUCUAAUAAUACCGGUGGCAUGGGUGGGUUUGGAGGAUUUUCCUCUAACGCCAAUGCCAGUUCGUCUCCAUUUGGUUCUUCAGGCAAUUCAAACGGUCUCUUUGGCUCAAGCAAUAAUAAUAAUAAUAAUAAUAACAAUAGUGGCAGUACCACUGGAGCAGCAAAUACUUUUGGAGGUGGAUUUGGCGCUAACAAACCUCUAUUUGGCGCUUCCAACAACUCUUCAGCAAACAGCCCUGGUGGCCUUUUUGGUAGCAAUAAUAAUAACAGCAACAGCUCCCCAUUUGGCUCAAAUAACAACAGUUCUGGAGGAGGCUUGUUCGGUGCUGGUAACACAAGCACUAACACAAGCACUGGGUUCGGUGGAUUCGGUAACGCAGGGAAUUCUAAUAAUUCCAACCAAGGUACCUCAGUCAAACCAUACGCAGAAACCUUUGAGAAGGACAGCAAUGGUUCAAACAUUUAUUUCGAAAAUAUUGUCGCCAUGCCAGAAUAUAGGGCUUUCAAUACAGAUGAGUUGAGAUAUCAAGAUUAUUUGAACAAUAGAAAGGUCGGUUCAGCCAAUAACUCUUUUGGUAAUACGAGCACUACUGGUGCAUUUGGAUCAAAUAAUACUGGCUUUGGAUCAAAUAAUAAUUCUUUUGGAAAUAAUAGUGGAUUUGGAGCGAACAACAACAAUAAUUCAGCUGGCGGCUUGUUUGGAAACAAACCGGCUGCUGGUGGCUUAUUUGGUUCAAGCAAUAACGCUAACAAUAAUUCAUCUGGUGGUUUGUUUGGCUCGAAUAAUAACAACUCGCCAUUUGGAGGUAAUAAUUCAAACAAUGCCUUUGGGAGUAACAAUAAUUCUGGUGGAUUAUUUGGUAGCAGCAAUAACACUAACACUAACAAUAACAGUAAUCCAAUGUUCGGAAGCAACAACAGUAACAACUCUCCAUUUGGAUCUAAUAAUAGCAACAAUUCUGGAGGUAUGUUUGGCAGCAGCAACAACAACAACAGCAACAACGCUCCAUUUAGUCUGAAUAAUAAUAACUCUGGUGGAUUAUUUGGUAAUAGUAAUAAUAACAACACUGGCGGAUUAUUUGGUAAUAACAAUAACAAUGCUGGUGGUAUGUUUGGAAAUAGUAACAAUAAUAACAACAGCGGUGGUGGUUUGUUUGGUAAUAGCAAUAACAACAACAACAAUAAUGGCGGUGGUAUGUUUGGAAAUACUAACACCACUAACAGCUCAGGUGGGUUGUUUGGCAACAAAACUAGUAACUCAGGAGGUACGUUUGGCAAUAACAACUCAAGUUUUGGAAAUAAUAACAAUAAUUCCAACUCUGGUGGUUUAUUUGGAAAUAAUAAUAAUAACAAUAACGCCACUGGUAUGUUUGGCAACAACAACAAUGUUAGUAACUCAGGUGGUUUAUUUGGAAACAAACCGAAUACCUCUGGCGGUCUUUUCGGUAACAGCAACAAUAAUAGUAAUGCCAACUCCGGAGGCCUUUUUGGUAACAACAACAACAACAACAAUACUAAUAACAAUAAUUCCGGAGGACUCUUUGGUAACAACAAUACUAACACCUCCGGGGGUCUCUUUGGAAACAAUAACAACAACAAUAACAACAACAAUUCAGGGGGUCUCUUUGGCAACAACAACAACACCAACAGUUCUACCAACAAUGCCUCUGGUGGUCUUUUUGGUAACAAUAGCAACUCAUCUGGUGGUUUGUUCGGUAAUAAGGCUAGUACUACUGGAGGCGGACUCUUUGGAAAUAGUAAUAGUAAUAACAACAAUAACAACUCGGCCGGCGGAUUAUUCGGAGCCAACAAUACUAAUAACAAUUCCACGGGUGGUCUCUUUGGAAACAAACCUGCUACUACUGGCGGCGGUCUUUUGAACAACAACAACAACAAUAGUGGUUCUUCCGGCGGUUUGUUUGGAAACAAUAGUAACAAUAAUACUUCGGGUGGUUUGUUUGGUAAUAACAACAAUAAUAAUACUUCUUCUAGCGGAGGGUUAUUUGGAAAUAAUAAUAACACAUCAGCUGGUGGUCUUUUUGGCAAUAAAACUACAGGUGGUAUUGGAACCAAUACUAAUAGUACCAGUGGAGGGUUAUUCGGAAAUAAUACUAAUAACACUAGUGGAGGCUUAUUUGGCAAUAAUGCUAAUAAUACCAGUGGAGGAUUGUUUGGCAAUAAUAACAAUAACCAACAAGCUGGACCAACUCUGGCAAAUCCUAACCCUUACUCUUACAACCCAUUGUUUUCAACAAGUUUGCUCAAUGGUAAUGUUGGCCAAAAUACGUUGAACCCAACAGCAACGCCAAUUAUUUUAACUGGUGAGAACAAGAAGAAAGAUACUUCAUUGACAGCGGCAUACAAGUCGAAGCCUUUAAAAAAUUUAUUUAACAUGGAUAAGGUUUUACAAAACUCUUCCGCAAAAUCAUCACCAAGCACUAUGGUUGUAUCACCAAAUGCUGAUCAAUCUGCUGCCUUGGAGAAGGAUGUAACAUUGAAACUAAUCGGUUCCGAUUCCAAGGAAAAUAAAUCAUUUUUCAAUUACGAUGUCGAGCAAAAUAUCUUGUCUACCUUCAAUACUUCAAACGAUCUUAAGAAGUUGGUUAUCAAAAGGUUUGCUAAUGAUAACUUGAAAGAAAAGUCUGAAUCCACGAAAUUCAUUACUUCGGAGAACGAUACCCAUGAAAGUUCUGCCAAUACCAAGAGUAAAGAAGAUAACGAGGAAACCGAUGUGAGUGGCGAGGAAUUGAAAAAGGAUGGUUCCUUCAUUAAUGGGGUUACUGAAAGCCCUGCUUUCCAAUCUCCUGCCGGGGCAGAGAAAUCCGAAGGGAUUAAUGCACCAUCCAAGGUCGUUGAAAUCCCAAAUGUUUCUAGCUUUACUAUUCUUAAUGAGAAGAAUUACUGGAUUUCUCCAUCAAUCGAAGUGCUUGAAUCAAUGUCUCAAAUUUCCCAAAGAAAGGUUAAAAAUUUUAUUAUUGGCAGAAUAGGAUCUGGUAGAAUUGAAUUCAAGGAACCAGUUGAUAUAACCUCUUUCUCCUCUUUGUACAAUAUCCCUGAGAAGAUUGUAGCGUUGGAACCGAAGGUUUGUGAUUUGUAUCCUAAUGAGGAGGCCAGACCACCAAUUGGUGAAGGGUUGAAUUUGCCUGUUAAAGUUACUUUGGAGAAGUGCUUUCCAACUGUUAGGGGAAAAUCAGUUACUGAUCCAAAAAGUUCUGCCUUCAAGCAUCAUAUCAAAAAAUUGCACCACAUUGAAGGAACUACUUUUGAGAGUUUCGAUAACUCUACCGGUACCUGGAUUUUCAGUGCCGAGCAUCUUUGA